CAGUUUCUGCUGCGCACCUGGCAUAGUUUGUGAGAACAUGGCAACAACCCACGGUUUGACAGUUUUGGCACAUUCAUGCAUCAAACCCCCAAGAAAUCCCAAAACUGGACUGUCAUCAACGUUACACGAGAGAGCGAAAGCAUACCAUACGUAUGUUCUGCAAAAUACAGAAGCAGAUUUCAAUGCAAACAGCAAUGAGCAAGAUGACUACGAUGCACCCAGUAAGUCUGUUCAUGUUUACACUAAUCCCGCGAUAGAUGAUAUUUCAACCCAACUCCAAGAUCUCGAUGAUAGCGAUUUUUACCAAAAAUUGGUGCAGUUAAAAAACGAACAUAAAAAGACGUUAUAUCUAUGUGAGCAACUGUACAAGAAAAAGGUGCUGGGUGAAAACCCACAAUCCAAUGGUUUUAAUCUUGAUAAUGUGCCAACGUCAUAUGGCCAUUUAAACGACCGAACAGAGGAUGAUAAGACAGAUUAUGUAUCGUAUGAACAGAGGGAUGUUUUGCAUACAACAUCUAGUAAACCACCAACUGGACGCCAAAUAUUCCAAACGUCCCCAUCAAUUAAAAAGCCAGCAGGAAUUAGUACGAUGCCUAUGCCUCGGCCUAGCUCAGCACCGGUGUAUAGGAGGAGGGGAUCGCUAACAAAGAGCCUAGAGGAAGAGGUUUGGGCAAAAAUUGCAUCAGAAAGAGGGAUACCAAGAGAAAGUGCAGAUUCCGACAAUGAGUUAAAUACAGAGAGACUGUUGAGAACAUCUGAUGAUAUAAUGAGAGAUGCAGAUGACCAAGAGAUUGCAGCAGCAAUGACACGCAUUGAAGACAUGUGGGAAAAUUUUUCCGUGGAAGACUAUGCUCCAAGACAGUCAAGGGAAAGGCCAUCAUCAGCUUCUGUUACACGAAAGGAAAAGGACAAGAAAGAAAAAGAAUGGAGACAUCGAAUCACAAUUCCUAAGCCUUUCAAGAUGACUCUAAGAGAGGAAACCAAGGAGAAGUCAAAAAGCAAACUCCAGAUAGAACAUGAGCAGAAACUUAUGGAGGAAAAACUACAGGAGGAAAUAGAGUGUCAGAAAAAGUUUAAAGCUCAGCCAGUUCCUGCUCAUGUGUAUCUUCCCCUGUAUGAUGAAAUCAAUGAAAAGAAUGAGGCACGCAGAAGAUAUAUAAGACACUACAGUCAAGAUCUACUCAGGUCUCAGGAAAAACCAUUCAAAUUCCAUACAAGAGAAAGAGUCAAAGAAAAACAUCACACAAGAACCUGCUCCGUACCAGAGGAAAUUGAUGAGCACACUUUCAAAGCCAGGCCUGUGCCUGGAUAUCUGUACGACUCCUCUAUUGAUGACCAGAUCAAAGAAGAGGAGGAGUAUAGGAAAAUAAGAAUAAAACUGCGAGCAGAAGAACUGUAUCGGAAGGCUAGAUUGCCAGAAAACAUGGAAAUGAGACAGAAGAUCAAAGAAAUGAACAACAAAGGGAAGAAGGUUAAAAGCAAGCGGAAAAGCGCUUCAUCUCAUAAAGUCAAACAUGAGGUUCCUGAUUAUGAGGAGUUGUACAGACACUUUCAGAAGGAGCUGCUGAGGAGGAAGCAAGAGAGAGAGGGAACUGUGGUGAAGCCAUUCAAACUAAGUACAGCAAGUCCGUCAAAAAGGGAGAGAAUUAUAGAAGAUAUGAAAAAAGAUGAAGAAUCGCUGAGAGAAAACCGAUGGCCGUACAUGACACCAAGAACAACUCCCAGGAAAAGCCUAGGUUACUUGUCUAAUUCCCUUGAUUCACUUCCUGCUCGCUCCACAAAAGCCACAGACUUGAGAUCUGAAACUGCAAAAAGUAAGACGGGCAUCUUAAAGGACAGAGAGCAACAGGAGAUUGAUCAGGACAGGAAGCGGAGGAUCAACGAGAUGAGACUGAGGCGGAGUAUACAAGAGAGAACCGGAGCCGACAUUCAACCGACGCUGGAGGAAACUACCCUCCGAAAACUCAGAGCUUGCAGGGAGGCUGAAAGGGAUAGAAUAGAGCAGUAUGAGAAAGAGUUGGCCGAGAUGAAGGAGCGAGUAGAGAGGAGGCCUCUCUUAGUGGAGAGACAGUCACAGGUAAAUGCCAAGAAUGCAGCAACCAAGAAAUAUACAGCAACUCUCAAAAGUGUGGGACUGGAUGAUGAUUUUGUUCAGACCCGUAGCUCUCAGGCAGGAAGUGUCAGGGACGAUACAGCAGAGGACUACGAUGAUGAUUUUGAUGGCACCUACAGCAAGAGCCUAGAGGCUGAAUCUUAGUUACUCCAACUGAAAAAACCCUCUCUUUGUUACAUUCUCUUACUGUAUACAUACUGUUUUGUUUUUUUUAAAAGUUUAUAGAUCAGUUCAGACAAAUUUCUUCAGCUAGCAUACUUUACCCUUAUCUUAAUACAAUAUCCUGAAGAACUGCAUUGGUCUUGUGUAGAGAAGAAGUUAAAUAAAAUGUGCAUUUUACUUGUAUAACUGGAUACAUUGUAAUUGGGUCGAUUGUUUGUUUAUGCAGUUUAAUCCUUAAUCUAAAACAUGUUAAUCUGUGAAACAUUAGUUUGAAGAAAAAGAUAGCAUUCCAUGUAUUUACAUUUUAGGAUGAAAUAGAGAGUGUACUAACAUAUAUAUCAGGAACAGAAAAUACAAAGAAACAUUCUAUUACAUGUUUUCAUUAAAAAAUUAAUGGCUUUUAUCAAAUUCAUUACAUUUUAAGAUUAAAUAUUGUCUGUAUUUUUUUGUUGUACAUGCAAAUGCAUGGUUUUUUUAAAUGUCCAUAGGCAUGCUAGAAUCCACAAACUGUAGUCGAAUAUAUAAAUUAUCAAAAAGGUAUUUUAAAAUGAAUUAUAUUGCAUAAAUUUUUUGUGGAGAAUCAUUUGUCAUUUCACACGUACUGACUAUAUUUGGCAUCACUGACUCUCAGAAAUUGAUAUUUACUUAAGUGCAUGGAAAAGCAAGGUGAAUGGACCACAAGGGCAGUGAUAUUGUUAAGUUUGUUUUUCUUAUUUUGUUUUUACAUACAUUGUACAAGUAAAUUAUUGUAUUUUGAACCCUGGUGAACAUCUCCUUUAAUUUCACAGAAAACCCACCUUUACCUCUGAUAUGUUUUUUUAUCUGCAAGUUGGGAAAGGAAAAUUUUAUCAUUUAAAGCUGAAUAUUAAUCUAAUAUGCAAACAAGGUUUGCAGAAUUAUUUUUAACUGCCUUUUCAGUGGAAUUCAUGUAUGAAGUUGAUUUCAUCAAUUACAAUAUCAUAUAACUAGUCCUCCAUCAAUGCCAUCUUUAACUCACUAAUGAUGCGAUAGUCUAUGUUGUUAAUUCAUAUCAUCAAGGUUUAUAAAUGGUUAUUUUUUCUUGUUAUUCAUCAGAGAUAUUAGUACGCUGUUUUAAUAUGUCAAUUUUCCGUCCAUCUGAUUCAGUUUUCAUAUUUUGUAACAAUGGGCAUGCAAGUCUUGUGCAUUUAUCUGUAACGUUGGCAUUUACCAUUUGGGAAGUUCAUGUAUUGAAUUAAUUUAAUUUAAAUUUUAUUUAGGUAUAAUUAUUUAUAAACUGGUAUGAUACAUAUACUUAAACAUCUGAAAACAUUUUAACUUAUAAACUUGCAUUCCCAUAUCAUUCGAUGAAUUCUCUUUUAUCCUACUGUGAUAUCUUGCAAAGAAAAGUUUAUUAGUUAUUGGAAAAAUGUUAUUUAUACAAAUGUACUGAUUAUAAAUAGAUGUAGGCCAUUACUUGGUAGAUGAAUAAUAAAAAGAAAUUAUGAAGAGUAAA
Magallana angulata is the source of this 3749-nucleotide messenger RNA. Its product is annotated as protein FAM161A-like. Gene Ontology annotation, biological process: cilium organization. The transcript is spliced from 5 exons. Bases 38 to 2257 code for a protein of 739 amino acids. Gene Ontology annotation, cellular component: cilium. NCBI's taxonomy places the organism in Eukaryota, Metazoa, Mollusca, Bivalvia, Ostreida, Ostreidae. The record is from RefSeq and is a predicted model, not a curated record.